AUGGCGCUGGUGAGGCCUGGAACUCGGGACCCCAGACGCCCCGCUUUUCUCCUGCUGCUGCUGCUGCUGCUCUGUGUCCCUACCCUAACCCUUCUGGCUGGAACGCUGCCUUCGGAGACCCCUAGUGCUUGUGCCUCACAUCCCUGUCCCCCAGGAACAGAGUGCCAGCCUACGGAGAGUGGGGGCUAUACCUGUGGGUCCACAGAACUCCAGGGCUGUGCCACCCAGCCAUGCCACCAUGGCGCUCUUUGUGUGCCCCAGGGUCCAGAUCCCAAUGGCUUCCGCUGCUACUGUGUCCCGGGCUUCCAGGGUUCAUACUGCGAGCUGGACAUCAACGAGUGCGCAUCCCGGCCCUGCCGCCACGGGGCCACCUGCCACAACCUGGCCGAUCACUAUGAGUGCCAUUGUCUCCUUGGCUACACAGGCGUGAACUGUGAGACUGAGGUGGACGAGUGCGCCUCAGCGCCCUGCCUGCAUGGGGGGUCGUGCCUGGACGGCGUGGGCUCCUACCGCUGCGUGUGUGCACCAGGCUACGGGGGCGCCAGCUGCCAGCUGGACCUUGAUGAGUGCCAGAGCCAGCCGUGCGCACACGGGGGUGUGUGCCAUGACCUGGUUAAUGGGUUCCGGUGUGACUGCGCGGAUACUGGCUACGAGGGCGCCCGCUGCGAGGAGGAGGUGCUGGAGUGCGCGUCUGCUCCCUGUGCGCACAACGCGUCCUGCCUGGAAGGCCUGGGGAGCUUCCGCUGCCUCUGCUGGCCAGGUUACAGUGGCGAUCUUUGUGAGGUGGAUGAGGACGAGUGUGCUGCGGGCCCCUGCCACCACGGGGGCCAGUGCCUGCAGCGCUCCGACCCGGCCCUGUACGGGAGUGCCCAGGCCACCUUUCCUGGCAAGUUCAGCUUUCGCCAAGCCGCUGGCUUCCUGUGCCGUUGUCCAUCAGGUUUUGAGGGGGACGACUGCAGCGUGGAUGUGGACGAGUGUGCCUCCAAGCCGUGCAUGAAUGGAGGCCGAUGCCAGAACCUGCCCAAUAGCUUCAAGUGCCACUGCCCUGAUGGUUAUACAGGCUUGACAUGCCAGGAGGAGGUGGACGAAUGCCUGUCGGAGCCCUGCCUCCACGGUGGGACCUGCAAUGACACUGUGGCAGGCUACAUCUGCUGGUGCCCAGAGACCUGGGGUGGGCACGACUGUUCUGUGCAGCUCACCGGCUGCCAGGGCCAUACCUGCCCACUAUCUGCUACUUGCAUUCCCAUCUUUGAAUCUGGGGUCCACAGUUAUGCCUGCCACUGUCCACCUGGUACCCACGGACUCCUCUGUGACCAGAACACCACUUUCUCGGUGGCUGCUGGGAGCCCUGUUCAGACGUCAGUGCUGGUUGGCAGCCCACUGGGUCUGGCACUGCGUUUUCGCACCACGCUGCCCAAUGGUACCUUGGCCACACGCACUGACACUCAGGACAGCUUGGAGCUGACACUGCUGGGGUCUACGCUUCAGGCCACAUUCAAGAGGCAGAGUGCCACUGUGCUCAUCCUGACGCUACCAGACCUAGCCCUAAAUGAUGGCCACUGGCACCGGGUAGAAGUGACCCUCCACCUCGGGACCCUGGACCUUCGGCUGUGGCAUGAGGGCUGCCCUGCACGGCUCUGCAUGGCCUCUGGUCCUGUGGACCUGGCUCCAUCGUCUUCAAUGGCCCCGUCACCUGCUGGGCUUUGCUUCCUCCAGCUGGGUGGUGCAGGCUUUGCAGGCUGCCUCCAAGAUGUGCGUGUGGACGAGCACCUCCUGCUGCCUGAAGAGCUUGGGGAGAGUGUCCUCCUGGGCUGUGAGCGCCAUGAGCAGUGCCAACCUCUUCCUUGCGCCCAUGGAGGGGCCUGUGUGGACCUAUGGACUGACUUCCGCUGUGACUGUUCCCGACCUUACAGUGGCCCCCAGUGUACUGAUGAAGUUCCUGCUGCCACCUUUGGUUUGGGGGGCACCCCAAGCUCAGCCUCCUUCCUGCUCCACGAGUUGCCAGGCCCCAGCCUCACAGUAUCCUUUCUCCUCCGCACUCGGGAGUCCGCUGGGCUGCUGCUCCAGUUUGCCAAUGACUCGGAAGCCGGCUUGUCAGUGUUCCUGAGUGAGGGCCAGAUUAGGGCGGAGGCACUGGGUAGUCCCAUCCUGGAGCUACCUGGACGCUGGGAUGAUGGGCUUCGCCACCUGGUAACGCUCAGCUUCGGGUCUGACCAGCUGCAGGGCCUGGGACCACGGCUGCAUGUGGGCAGCGGGCCCCUCACUGCUGCGUCUCAGCCCUUCCGUGGUUGCCUCCAGGACCUGCAACUCAACGGCUUCCACCUCCCCUUCUUCUCACUACCACUGGAGAACUCAAGCAAGCCCAGCCCAUUGAGCAGCAGGCAGACCUGGAACCUCACUGUGGGCUGUGUCUCAGAGGAUACAUGCAGCCCCAAUCCCUGUCUCAAUGGUGGGACAUGCCUUGUCACCUGGAAUGACUUCCAUUGCACCUGCCCUGCUAACUUCACAGGGCCCACGUGUGCCCAGCAACUGUGGUGCCCUGGUCAGCCAUGCCUCCCACCUGCCAUGUGUGAGGAGGUCCCUGAUGGCUUCGUCUGUGUGGCAGAGACUACGUACCUCGAGGGUCCCCCAGUGGAGUUCAGUGGACACAACGUGUCAGCAGCACACACUCUGGGUGACCUCUCACUGGCCUUCCGGACCCGUGACCUUGAAGCGAGGCUGCUGAGCGCUAUGGUGGGCGCCCACGCCGUGUGGCUGGCUGUGCACAAUGGCUCGCUGGCUGCCGGCGUGCACAGCGGCCAUGGCCUGCUUGGCGCCCUGCUGUCUCCGCCAGGGCCACACGUGGCAGACGGCACCUGGCACCGCGUGGACCUGACCAUGGAGCAGCCGCCGGCGGCGGCCGCAUCACGCUGGCUUCUGCGGCUGGAUGGCGCAGCGACACCCAUGGCGCUGAGCGGACUGGCCAGAGACCUAGACUUCCUGCGAGGCCCAGACGCCGUGCGCGUCCUCCUGGCGGAGAACUUCACCGGCUGCCUGGGCCGCGUGGCUCUCGGAGGUCUCCCGCUGCCCCUAGCGCGCCCGAAGUUCGACGUGACGCCCGGGCCCCGGGAGCGCUUCGCGGCUUGGCCAGGGGCACCGGCCCCGCGCCUAGGCUGCCGCGGCGCGUCCGUUUGCGCCCCCACGCCCUGCCUGCACGGCGGCGCCUGCCGCGACCUCUUCGACGCCUUUGCCUGUGCCUGCGGCCCCGGCUGGGAAGGCCCGCGCUGCGAGGCUCGUGUUGACCCGUGCCGCUCAGCGCCCUGCGCCCGGGGCCGCUGCCACGCGCGCCCUGACGGCCACUUCGAGUGCCGCUGCACCCCCGGCUUUACGGGCCCGCGCUGCAGGGUGCCCAUCCCGCUGGAGGAAUGCAGCCUGAACUUCACUUGCCUUAAUGGUGGACAGUGCGAGGUGGGACCUUGGGGUGCCAACUGCAGCUGCCAGGAGGGCUUUGCCGGCCGCAGGUGUCAGAUCCCGCCCCUUCCCUGUGAAGUUAGCCCUUGUUUGAAUGGGGGCACAUGCCGGGCAGCUGGUGGAGUGUAUGAAUGUAUCUGCAGUGCCACCUUCUCGGGCCGGUUCUGUGAAGUGGUGAAGGGCCUCUCUCUGCCGCAGACGUUCCCACUGCUGGAGGUGGCAGUGCCCGCAGCCUGUGCCUGCCUCCUCCUCCUCCUCCUGGGCCUCCUCUCAGGGAUCCUGGUGGCCAAAAAGCGCCGCCAGUCGGAGGGCACCUACAGCCCGAGCCAGCAAGAGGUGGCUGGGGCCCGGAUGGAGAUGGACAGUGUCCUCAAGGUGCCGCCAGAGGAGAGACUCAUCUAG
This is a messenger RNA of Elephantulus edwardii (Cape elephant shrew), 3852 nucleotides long. It is a transcript of the gene CRB2, whose product is annotated as crumbs family member 2. Gene Ontology annotation, biological process: heterophilic cell-cell adhesion; establishment or maintenance of epithelial cell apical/basal polarity. Gene Ontology annotation, molecular function: calcium ion binding. Bases 1 to 3852 code for a protein of 1283 amino acids. Gene Ontology annotation, cellular component: plasma membrane; protein-containing complex. The record is from RefSeq and is a predicted model, not a curated record. The transcript has 13 exons. NCBI's taxonomy places the organism in Eukaryota, Metazoa, Chordata, Mammalia, Macroscelidea, Macroscelididae.